CAGCCCCGCCCCGCACGGCCAGGAGAAGCAGAGCCGGCCGUGCGGUGAGUGUGUAUGUGCUCGCGGGGCACGGUCUCAGCCCCGGGAAGAUGGUGGCGGCGGCGGCGGAGACUGAGGCGAGGCUGAGGAGGAGGACGGCGGCGACGACAGCGCCCGUGGGCAGGAACGGCGGGCCGCUCCGGGACUGGGACGCGACGGGGGCUGGAAGGCCGGGACUGGGGGCCGGGCUGCGCCUCCCGCGGCGGCUGCUGCUGCUCCCGCCGCUGCUGCUGCUUCCCUGGGCUGCUGAGGCCGCGGCGGUAGCGGCGGCGGUGUCGGGCUCAGCCGCAGCCGAGGCCAAGGAAUGUGACCGCCCCUGUGUCAACGGCGGCCGCUGCAACCCUGGCACCGGCCAGUGCGUCUGCCCCGCCGGCUGGGUGGGCGAGCAAUGCCAGCACUGCGGGGGCCGCUUCAGACUAACUGGAUCUUCUGGGUUUAUAACAGAUGGACCUGGAAAUUAUAAAUAUAAAACGAAGUGCACAUGGCUCAUUGAAGGACAGCCAAAUAGAAUAAUGAGACUUCGUUUCAAUCAUUUUGCUACAGAAUGUAGUUGGGACCAUUUAUACGUUUAUGAUGGGGACUCAAUUUAUGCACCCCUAGUUGCUGCCUUUAGUGGCCUCAUUGUCCCUGAGAGAGACGGCAACGAGACUGUCCCUGAAGUCGUUGCCACAUCAGGUUAUGCCCUGCUGCAUUUUUUUAGUGAUGCUGCUUAUAAUUUGACUGGAUUUAAUAUCACUUACAAUUUUGACAUGUGUCCGAAUAAUUGCUCAGGCCGUGGAGAAUGUAAGAUCAGUAAUAACAGCAACACUGUUCAGUGUGACUGUUCUGAAAACUGGAAAGGUGAAGCAUGUGACAUUCCUCACUGUGUAAAUAACUGUGGUUUUCCUCAUCGAGGCAUCUGCAAUUCGAGUGAUGUCAGAGGAUGCUCCUGCUUCUCAGAGUGGCAGGGUCCUGAAUGUUCAGUUCCUGUACCAGCUAACCAGUCAUUUUGGACUCGAGAGGAAUUUUCUAACCAAAAGCUUCCCAGAGCCUCUCACAAAGCUGUGAUCAAUGGAAAUAUAAUGUGGGUUGUUGGAGGAUAUAUGUUCAACCACUCAGAUUACAACAUGGUUCUAGCGUAUGACCUUGCUUCUAGAGAGUGGCUUACACUGAACCGUUCUGUGAACAAUGUGGUUGUUAGAUAUGGACAUUCUUUAGCAUUAUACAAGGAUAAAAUUUAUAUGUAUGGAGGAAAAAUUGAUUCAACGGGGAAUGUGACCAAUGAGUUGAGAGUGUUUCAUAUUCAUAAUGAGUCAUGGGUCUUGUUGGCCCCUAAAGCAAAGGAGCAAUAUGCAGUGGUCGGGCACUCGGCACACAUUGUCACUUUGAAAACUGGCCAAGUGGUCAUGCUGGUUAUCUUUGGUCACUGCCCUCUCUAUGGAUAUAUAAGCAGUGUGCAGGAAUAUGACUUGGAUAAGAACACAUGGAGUAUAUUACAAACCCAGGGUGCCCUUGUCCAAGGGGGCUAUGGCCAUAGCAGUGUCUAUGACCAGAAGACGCGGGCCCUGUAUGUUCAUGGAGGCUACAAGGCUUUCAGCGCCAACAAAUACCGGCUUGCUGAUGAUCUCUACAGAUACGAUGUGGACACCCAGAUGUGGACCAUUCUUAAGGACAGCCGAUUUUUCCGUUACUUGCACACAGCUGUGAUAGUGAGUGGAACCAUGCUGGUGUUUGGAGGAAACACACACAAUGACACAUCCAUGAGCCAUGGAGCCAAGUGCUUCUCUUCAGAUUUCAUGGCUUAUGACAUUGCUUGUGACCGAUGGUCAGUGCUUCCCAGACCUGAUCUCCACCACGAUGUCAACAGGUUUGGCCAUUCAGCAGUCUUAUAUAACAGUACCAUGUAUGUAUUUGGUGGCUUCAACAGUCUCCUCCUCAGUGACAUCCUGGCAUUCACCUCGGAACAGUGUGAAGCACACCAGAGUGAGGCUGCUUGUCUGGCAGCAGGACCUGGCAUCCGGUGUGCAUGGGACACAGGGUCAUCUCAGUGUGUCUCCUGGGAGUUGGCAACUGAUGCACAGGAAGAAAAGUUAAAAUCAGAAUGUUUUUCCAAAAGAUCUCUUGACCAUGACCGAUGUGACCAGCACACGGAUUGUUACAGCUGCACAGCCAACACCAACGACUGCCACUGGUGCAACGACCAUUGUGUCCCUGUGAACCACAGCUGCACAGAAGGCCAGAUCUCCAUUUUCAGAUAUGAUAAUUGUCCCAAGGAUAACCCCAUGUACUACUGUAACAAGAAGACCAGCUGCAGGAGCUGUGCCCUGGACCAGAACUGUCAGUGGGAGCCCCGGAAUCAGGAGUGCAUCGCGCUGCCUGAAAAUAUCUGUGGCACUGGCUGGCAUUUGGUCGGAAACUCAUGUUUGAAAAUUACUACUGCCAAGGAGAAUUAUGACAAUGCUAAAUUAUCCUGUAGGAACCACAAUGCCUUUUUGGCUUCUCUUACAACCCAGAAGAAGGUAGAAUUUGUCCUUAAGCAGCUGCGAAUCAUGCAGUCAUCACAGAGCAUGUCCAAGCUCACCUUAACCCCAUGGGUUGGCCUGCGGAAGAUCAACGUGUCCUACUGGUGCUGGGAAGAUAUGUCCCCAUUCACCAAUAGUUUGCUACAGUGGAUGCCGCAUGAGCCCAGUGAUGCUGGAUUCUGUGGAAUCUUGUCAGAACCCAGUACUCGGGGCUUAAAGGCUGCAACCUGCAUCAACCCACUCAAUGGUAGUGUCUGUGAAAGGCCUGCGAACCACAGCGCCAAGCAGUGCCGGCCACCGUGUGCCUUGCGGACGGCAUGUGGAGAGUGCACCAGCGGCAGCUCAGAGUGCAUGUGGUGUAGCAACAUGAAGCAGUGCGUGGACUCCAAUGCCUACGUGGCCUCCUUCCCUUUUGGCCAGUGUAUGGAGUGGUAUACCAUGAGCAGCUGCCCCCCUGAAAAUUGUUCAGGCUACUGUACCUGUAGUCACUGUUUGGAGCAACCAGGCUGUGGCUGGUGUACUGAUCCCAGCAAUACUGGCAAAGGCAAAUGCAUAGAAGGCUCCUAUAAAGGACCAGUGAAGAUGCCGUCUCAGACCCCUCAGACAGGGAAUUUCUAUCCACAGCCCCUUCUCAAUUCCAGCAUGUGUCUGGAGGACAGCAGAUACAACUGGUCUUUCAUUCAUUGUCCAGCUUGUCAGUGUAAUGGCCACAGCAAAUGCAUCAAUCAGAGUAUCUGUGAGAAGUGUGAGAACCUGACCACGGGCAAGCACUGUGAGACCUGCAUAUCUGGCUUCUAUGGUGAUCCCACCAAUGGGGGAAAAUGUCAACCGUGCAGGUGCAAUGGGCAUGCAUCGCUGUGCAAUACCAACACGGGCAAGUGCUUCUGCACCACCAAGGGCGUCAAGGGGGAUGAGUGCCAGCUAUGUGAGGUAGAAAAUCGAUACCAGGGAAACCCUCUCAAAGGAACAUGCUAUUAUACUCUUCUUAUUGACUAUCAGUUCACCUUUAGCCUAUCCCAGGAAGAUGACCGCUAUUACACAGCCAUCAAUUUUGUGGCUACACCUGAUGAACAAAACAGGGAUUUGGACAUGUUCAUCAAUGCCUCCAAAAACUUCAACCUCAACAUCACCUGGGCCCCCAGCUUCUCAGCUGGAACCCAAGCUGGAGAAGAGAUGCCCGUUGUUUCAAAAACCAACAUUAAGGAGUACAAAGACAGCUUCUCUAAUGAGAAGUUUGAUUUUCGCAACCACCCAAACAUCACUUUCUUUGUUUAUGUCAGUAAUUUCACGUGGCCCAUCAAAAUUCAGAUUGCCUUCUCCCAGCACAGCAAUUUUAUGGACCUGGUACAGUUCUUCGUGACUUUCUUCAGUUGUUUCCUCUCUUUGCUCCUGGUGGCUGCUGUGGUUUGGAAGAUCAAACAAAGUUGUUGGGCUUCCAGACGUAGAGAGCAACUUCUUCGAGAGAUGCAGCAGAUGGCCAGUCGUCCCUUUGCCUCUGUAAACGUUGCCUUGGAAACAGAUGAAGAGCCUCCUGAUCUUAUUGGGGGGAGUAUAAAGACUGUUCCCAAGCCCAUCGCCCUGGAGCCAUGUUUUGGCAACAAAGCUGCCGUCCUCUCUGUGUUUGUGAGGCUCCCUCGAGGCCUCGGUGGAAUUCCUCCUCCUGGGCAGUCAGGUCUCGCAGUGGCCAGCGCCCUGGUGGACAUUUCUCAGCAGAUGCCAAUAGUAUACAAAGAGAAGUCAGGAGCGGUGAGAAACCGGAAGCAGCAGCCCCCUGCGCAGCCUGGGACCUGCAUUUGAUGCUGGGGCCAGGACUCUCCGUGGGCGUGAGCAAGGUGUGGCGCGCCAGAGCCUUCUGCAGGGAGGGAGCAGGCAGGGAGACGCUGUGUGGGGCAGAAGACUGGAAACCCUCGAAACAUCCACCUCAUCUGCAUGUUCACAAGCUUUCUUUGACGGUUUCUCCCAUCUGUGCUCCAGCAUCUAACCUUUUACUUUUGCAUAGGAAAUAACUGGUUUAGUUACAGGUCCGGGGGGAUCCAGUGUUUGCUGGAGGAGGCCGGUGCAGAGCCAGUGAGAGAGCUGGGAAUGACACUCAGGUCCACUUGUGGAAAACUGGUCUUGGGACUGUCUCAACUGUGCAAAAAACAAAAGAUGUAGUGUUUACAAGUAGACCCUUGUCAUCAGUCAUUCUUGAACCUGGUCUUUUAAAAACUACUCAGAUGAAUUAACUUGUUUUCAUCUGAAGCCUGCUAUCUUUGUUAAAAGAUGUGCUAUUUAUUCUUGCACGAUUUAGGCAAAUCUCUCUCUUCCAGGGAGUAGCUUUUUUCUAGCUGAGAAUUAAUAACGGUCCAUCUCUUCUGAAUCAUAAGGUAGAAGGGGGUAUUUUAAAUGUCAGGGUCAGCAGUGUUACUUGGAAUGUAAACUGAUAUAAUGGGUAGUUUCCUGUAGCAACUUGAUUAGUUUAGUCGUAAUCCAUUUGAGGUUCUCUCUUUUUCUCUUCCUCCCCCACCUUCACACACACACAUGCACACACACACGUGCACACACACACACUAAGUGCCUAGACUUUAAAUAGAUCUAGCAAUUGGAAAGUUAGUAAGCAUUAAGUUUUUACAUAAUUGCAUUCCAACAUUCUUAUAAAACUUAAAUAGCUAUCAUUGGCAAUCUGCUCUUUUUCUAACAUCUAAUUUGCAGCCAGGAAAGAAUUUUCUCACCCCAAGGAACAUUUAACAUAGCAGCAGGGAUUGAGAGGAAAGCAGAGAUGACCUAACUAUGAAAGCUCCUGAUUUUAUUAUUAUCAAAAAGGACACUACAGAAGGCACAUUCCCUGCGUGUCUCCCGGCCCCGGGUCACUCCAGGCCCGAUGUUUGCUUCAGUCCUUCUGGCCACUCCUGCCAGGGCACCGCAGCGGAAGGGACUCGCUCAUGUACCCUGUCUCCCUUGAGCAGAAAAGAACGUGACAGCACUUGGGACCCCUGGAUCAAAGAGUGGCUCUGUGCCCGUGGCCUGCUCUGAGCUGGUGGUUCGUUCUCAGGCUGCAGGUGGAGUCACACCCCAGGAGGGAAGCGGUCUCCGGCUGUCAGGCAGAGCCUGCCCAAAGCCUGGAGAAGGACCUGGAGCUGUUUGCCCUCUUUCCUCCCGUUGGGGCUCAGGGCUCCCAGGCAGUGGCUGUGGGGAGGACAGUGAACGCUGAUAAGGAUGAAAAGCACAUGGGGAAAAUGGACAAAGAAGGAAAACUAUGCCAAAUGGAAAGUGACCAAAUGUACGUGGGGUAGGGCUGUCCCUGCUCUUCUCCAGGGCACUGCCUGAACAUCGUGUUGUCCCCAUCCAUGGUGCUCUGUACUCUGGCUUUAUGCAGCAGCCUCCCAAGAUCUCUCUUCUGCUUCAAGACCCAGGGUUCUCUGGCAUCACCCUGGUGGGAUGGACCUUUAGACAGCAAUGCUCAAGUUUGUGAAUUCAGAGAAAUUAAUACUCAAAAGAGCAAAAACUGUGGCAUUUCACCUUUAUAUGCAGUGCCUAGAGAGGGAGUACUAUCUCUUCCCCAUCACUAACCCCACUCCCAUGAAGAAUUGCCUGGAAAGAUGUUUUCAAGGAUGUCGAACCAUAAAACACUGUCUGAUGCACAAAACACCUCGACUUUGAGCCUCGCCUCUCAAAAUGCUGCUUUUUUACAUCACUGUUAAAGAGCAGACGGUUCUAGAAAAGACCCCUCCUCUUACGAGGUCCCCACAUCCCUCCCCCAGAUCACAAGAUCGCAGCACCCACAGAGAGCCUGCCAUAGACUGGCCUUUCACCCCUGUAAUUACCACGAGGCCACUGGCGAGCACCCUCUGCCAGGGGAAGUCCUUGUUUGUUCAAAGAACCAGUGUUUCCUUGACAAAGAAGCCUCUUCCCCAUGGUAGUCCCAUGCCUUGAAAUAACAUGCAGUGUGUCCCACAGCCACCUGGUUACUUUUUUUUUUUCCUAAAAGAUAAUGUUUAUUUUUUAAAAGAAAGGAAGGAGUAAGUGAAGUUUAAUUCUGCUCCAGCAGGGGAGAAACAGCUGACUCCACCUGCUUCUCCUUUGCAGCCAGUAGCUAACAGCUUCCUCCAGGCUCAGGCCAGAAGAAGGGAAGAGCAAGAGAAAGAGACACCCAGCUUAGAGCCAGUUACCAAGAGGAUGGAGCUCCAGAGAAACGCCUGCGUGUCACCGGAGAGCCUGUAUAUAAAUUCAAAUAGUCAUGAAAACAUUGAUAUUGCACUUGUACAUAACUAUACAGUAGUGUCCGAAUGUUCAGACAUUCGGGGUGUACAUAAAACAAAAAUAUCUUAAUGUAUUUUUAUUAAACGUAACAGUGUCUGAGUUUCACCUACCAUAUUUUUGUGCCAUAUACUGGAAAUCCAGGUUCAGAGAUGUCCUCCCGUUAGGCCCUGAUAUGGUGGUAACAAAGCUGAGAAAGGCAUCCCCAUUGUGGCCAUGUGUUCAAAUGCAUCCGGGACCAAUUGGAGAACUCUGAGAGCAGGAAUCACAUCGGUGCACACGUGAAAAGGCGGGCAGUCGCUGGCAUUGGCUCCGCAAGUGAGCCGUGAGUCUCCCCGUUGUCCUCUUGGUGCUGCGGGUGGCCAGGGAUGGCCGGUCUCAUCCUGAGUCUUUAGGUUCAAGGACUAUACCUGUAGAUACCAGAUUUUCCAUAAAAGGGUUUUCCAGGCUGCAUUUUGUUGUGGUUUUGUCUAAAUUUUUAAUGACCAUUUCCCAGGACCAUAGUUUAUUUACUAUACUGAAAACUGGGGGAGGGAGUGGGUGGCUACUUUGUCAGUAAAUAGCUCCUGUUUCCCCAUGGGGAACCACACCCUUGCCUCCUGCACCUCCCACCCCCUCCCCACACAGCCUGGGGACAAAUCUGUGCUUCCCUGUGAGGGUCAUCUCUUAAAGUGGAAGGAGGUGUGGAGAGAAGGUAGCCCAUACUCCCCUGAGCUAGCCCAGAGGAAAAACAGCCCUGGACAGGAGACUGUCAGCAGAAAGAAAAUACUGGAAUAUCUGUGGGUGAGGCCUGAGGUGCAAGACUGGAGAUGCACUGGGAAAUCUGGGGCAAAUGGAAAGACCAGAGCACUGUCUAUAAAAAACAAAAGACGUUUUACCUUACGGUGCAAAUCUUGCUCCUUCAAUUUAAUGGAGUGUAUUUGAGGAGGGGGUGGAAGUGAUUCACUUCCUUGGGUGGUGGUGUGGUGGUCUUUUCAUUAACACCUUUGAUCCUUCAGUUUCAUUCAUUCAUCCAUUCAUUCACCAGAUAUUCACUAAGCACCUACUGACAACCUAAGCUAACGUUAAGGCAAUGACUGAGAUGGAGAAGAAGCUCUUCAAAAUUACCACAAAACCCAGCUCCUCAAACGCGUCAUCUCAGGAGACCUUUCUUUGUGGUGGUUUCUGUGAGAACUGGCCACCUGAGGACAGACCCAGGAAGACAGAGGGUCUGGCCUCAGGCCAUGCACCGGCUUUCAGUCUGAAAUGUUUACCCAGUUUACCAAAUGGCUCAAACCAUAAAAAUCACCAUGACGGUUCGUAGACAGCCAAGCCCACCGAGAGACACAUCCCCUAAGGUGUCUAAAUUAAUGAGCACCCUUGCCUGCAGGGAGACGACUGGAGAGGAAAACCGGCGCCUUCUCUUUUAAAGGCAAUAAUGGAACCGACUUUCAGUAACUGAAUUUGUGCACAAAACAUUCUAAACACUAGUGAAGCCUGUUUUGUUGAACUAAUUCUGGCUCUGGAAAUGUUUUUGUUUUAUAGUUAUUUACAGUUUUGUUUGGGAGUUUUUUGGUUUGGACUCAAGCUUAGUUUGUUAAUAUGUAUAAUUUAGCAUCUAUUGUACUCAUGUAAAUAUGGAGUAAGUAUUGUAAACUAUUUCAUUGCUGGGGAUUGUGGGUGUUAUACAUACAUUUAGGACUGCGAUUUUUUGGUAUUUUUUUGUAUUGUAAAAUAACAGCUAAUUUAAGCAGGAACAAGAGAAUUAAGGGAGGUCUGUGCAUUUUAAACACAAUGUGAAGAACUUGUAUAUAAACAAAAGUAAAUACUAUAAUACAAAUUUCCUUCUGAAAUAAAAGUAGAUCUGGUAAAAAUG
Messenger RNA from Vicugna pacos (alpaca), 8631 nucleotides. It is a transcript of the gene ATRN, whose product is annotated as attractin. NCBI's taxonomy places the organism in Eukaryota, Metazoa, Chordata, Mammalia, Artiodactyla, Camelidae. Gene Ontology annotation, molecular function: protein binding. The record is from RefSeq and is a predicted model, not a curated record. Gene Ontology annotation, cellular component: Golgi apparatus.